AUUCCAGUCACCCCUCACCCUGCUGCUGCACCGUUGCGGCGUUGAAGUCGAGGGUCGGUGCUUAUCCGGCGGCGCUGGAUCGCAGAGCCGCCACCGCCACAUCGCAGCGCGAAAAUCAUGUCCGUAGUCUACGGCCGCUUCGCUUUCCGCGUCCUUUCUUCCUUCCCCUUCCGCAACUCGUUCCUCCGCCGCCGCGGCCUCACCCACCUCCUCUACUUCACCAGCGGGGCUGCUCCAGCCGACUCCGCCAAGCCGACCGCAAGAGCCGCAACACUCUCGCCUGGAAAUAACUCCCUUUCCCCAACUCCGUUCUCCCCCAACCUCUCCGUCUCCUCUGUCGAAUCCCUCACUGCCCACCAGAAGGACCAGAUCUCUCUAUACGUCCGCACCCUGCUCCAAUGGAAUGAGAAAAUGAACCUGACGGCGGUGACCGAGGAGAGCGAAGUGAUGACAAGGCACGUUGAGGACUCGCUAGCUAUCCUGCCGCCUCUGCAGCGAUCUUACCUAUCUCAUUGUGCAAAAUCAACUUCUUUGGAGGGGCUCAAUGUUGUCGAUGUCGGUUCUGGUGCAGGCUUACCUGGAAUGAUACUUGCCAUUGCCUGUCCUAGUUGGAAAUUCACUCUUUUAGAGUCAAUGAAGAAAAGAUGUUAUUUUUUGGAGCACAUCGUGACUCUUAUAGGCCUGUCAAAUGUGCAGAUCUUAUGUGAAAGAGCAGAGAGCGUUGGGCAGUGUGCUGAUUUCAGGGAGUUAUUUGAUGUAGCAGUGGCAAGAGCUGUUGCAGAAAUGAGAAUUUUGGCUGAGUACUGUCUUCCAUUGGUUCGUGUUGGUGGCUUGUUUGUUGCUGCAAAAGGUGCAGAUCCUCAGGAAGAAGUGAAAAGAGCUGAGAAUUCAAUUCAGUUGUUGGGUGCUUCGAUCCUAGAGUUGUGCACAGUGGAGUCACAUAGCCCAAAAGGACAACGAACUAGCGUGAUCUGUGUGAAAGACCGUGCAACUCCGAGAAAGUAUCCUCGUCAAGCUGGUACUCCAGCAAAAUUGCCGUUAUGACUUUAUGAGCAGUUGGAUCUCUUAACAUUUAUAAAAUUAUUUGAAAUUUGUACUGCUGUAUCACCAAAAAUAUAUAGUGAAGUCCAAUCUCAAGAAUCACAAUUGCAGAUCAAAGUCACAUGAAGCAAAUCAUAGAGCGAAUGACGAGACUGUUAAAAUUUCUUGCAAGAUAUUGCCAAGUAACUCUGCCUUGGAUGACACCAAAAGAACGACUUCUGCCCGCUUUGAUUGAUCAACUACCUGCAGUCAUUUGCACAAUUUGGCUUCUUUUUGGUUGACUGUGAAACAGGCCACUGGGUGGCUUAUCGAAUAUUCUAAUUCAAUUAUAUCUUUAUUAGCCAGCAAUUGACUUUGGCAUGGCAUUUGUAGUUCAAAUGUGUGUUUAAAAAUACAACUGUGAUGAAAAAUUAUAAUCGUUACAGUGAUUGAGUUUUUCUAAAA
Messenger RNA from Zingiber officinale, 1485 nucleotides. RefSeq names its product ribosomal RNA small subunit methyltransferase G-like. The record is from RefSeq and is a predicted model, not a curated record. Gene Ontology annotation, biological process: rRNA processing. Gene Ontology annotation, cellular component: cytosol; cytoplasm. The transcript has 8 exons. Lineage: Eukaryota; Viridiplantae; Streptophyta; Magnoliopsida; Zingiberales; Zingiberaceae. The coding region runs from base 118 to 1044 and encodes 308 amino acids. Gene Ontology annotation, molecular function: rRNA (guanine-N7-)-methyltransferase activity.